AUGUUAUCUGUAGAUAUUUGUCAUGAUAUUUUAGCGAUACGUUGUAUUGAUGAUUACGUAUUUGUAGGUAUUGGCACCAAGUUAAAUAUUUUCAGUAAUAUUGAUUUAAAAUGUAAGUCAAUAAUUGAAACUGGCCACCAAAACAUUAUUCAUGAUAUUGUCCAAAAUGGGUCUAAUAAGUUAAUUAUUUUUGGAGGAAAAUAUUUAAGUAUUUUUUCAUAUGAAAUUAUUGAAGACAAAAUUAUAGUAAAUAAAUUGUCUGAGCAUAUUUUUAACGACUGGAUAAUAAGCUCUAAUUUUUUUUCAAUAAACAACACAGAAGAUAUUUAUGUUUUAUUUGCACACAAUAAUUUAUAUUUAUAUAAUACAUCGUCCAAGAAGUACACUAAUGUAUUGUGCGAAGAAAAGUGUAUAUUGUACAGCGGUUGCAUUUCUGCGGAAAAAGAUCAAGUUGUAGUAUUGAGCGGUACAGUAUUUAAAGAAAUUUUAAUAUGGACAGUCAAUACCAAAAUUGAUAAUUCAAAAGAUGUUAAAGUCUUCUAUCGUUUAAAAGGCCACAAGGGCGUGAUAUUUUCUAUUUUUUACGACCAACAACAAAAAUUGAUUAGUUCAACUUCAGAUGAUCGAACCGUAAGACUGUGGCAAAUUAAAAAUCCAGAAAAUGAAACUGACAAUUGGAGUAAUUUAACAAUUGUUCUUAAAGCAACAAUGUUUGGUCAUACUGCGCGAGUAUGGAAAUCAUUAAUAGUUAAUGAUAAAAUAAUUAGUGUAGGAGAGGAUUCAUAUAUUUUUAUUUGGACCCUAGAAGGAGAAGUAUGCAAUAAAAUAAUAGCGCAUGAAGGCUCAGCAGUCUGGACUCUUGAAGUAUCAAAAGACAAAUCCACAAUUUUUACUGGUGGAGCAAACGGUGGUGUCAAUUGCUGGCCACUUAAUAAACCGACCCCAGAAUUGCUUCCUAAGCUAUCAUUUACAGACAAACAAAUUCCAAAGUACUUGUCAUAUUUGCACUGUGGAACACUUGUUAUUUUUGUAGACAAUGGACAAUUGUUGACUUACGAUCGAGAGCUUGCUCCAAAAGACUCGAUUAUUUUGCCGAGAUACAAGAGCUAUUGCUUGAUGCAGGUAUCUCCCAACCGAAAGCUUAUUGCAUUCGCGUCCAAAGAUGGACAUGUCGAUUUGUUUCACGAGGUAAAUGAUAAAUUAGAAUUGUUUAAGGACGAUGAAAGAGUAAUGGAGACGAAGAUUUAUUCUAUUCAAUGGUUAGAUGACAGCUCGAUGCUGAUAUGUGGUGACGCAGGUCAUUUAAAAGUACUGAAAAUAAAUGACGAUAAUAAAUUUGAUGUCCAAAAUGAAUUUAUUUUGCCAGCUAGCCGGGAAUGUUGGACCACAUCCGCGAUUAUGAUAAAUAAUUUAAUUAUUUGCGGUGAUCGUGCUGGUAAUGUUUACGGAUUUAAUACAAAGUCGGAAAAUAAAAAUCCUCAAUAUAAUUUUAAUAAAAUUCAUGGACGUCUUGGAGUUCAAUCAUUUGGAAUUAUGAAUAAUAAAUUAAUAAGUACUGGACGUGAUGCUACUUUGAGAUUUUAUAAAUUGAUAAUAAAUGAUAAUAAUGACACAUUGUUAAAAGUACUUGAUGCUAAAAAAAUGCCGAUGGAAUGGGUCAGCAGAACUCUGAAGACAAAUAAUGAUUUUUUUGUCAUUGGAUUCAAGGAAAUAGAAUUUAUAAUUUAUAGUAUGAGACUGAAUAGACUUGUUUUGAGAAUAACCUGUGGAGGUGGACAUAGAUCAUGGGAUUGUAUUUACAUGAAUGACGUUAUUAAAUUUUCUUGUAUUAAAAAUAAACAAGUUUACACGACAGAUAACAUAUUAUGCCAAUUUAGUGAUACAUUAAUCACUGGCUUCCAUACCAGAGAAAUCCAUUCUAUUGAAAUACUCCCAACGAUGUUUAAUAAAAAACAUAUGAUUUUUAUCUCUGCAAGUGAGGAUUGUACUUUACGACUGAGUAAUUUGCAAUUGUCAGAAACAAAUGAUCUUAAAUUAAAUUAUUUAGAUACGUAUUAUGGUCAUAUUUCAAAUGUAAAAGCUAUCGCAGUUAUUAAUUUAGUUGACACACAUGAAGAAACUAAAAAUUUGAUGUUCACUGUCGGAGGAAGAGCUCAGCUUAAAGUAUGGGAAAUUUCCAUCGAUUUGGGUAAAAAUAUUCUGACGAAUAAUGAUGUAACUGUUGCAGAACUCGCGAAAUUCAUGAUACGUGAUAUUGACAAAAGCAGACGGAAAACUUGGCAGCAGAAACAACAGACUUACUUUAUCGAUCCAGAAACACGUUUUAUGGAUGUCCAAGCAUACUUGCAAUCUGAAAAUAAAAUAAUUAUUUUCAUUGCUUGCUCUGAUGGGUUUUUGAGAAUUAUGUCUUAUGAUAUUUCUUUGCGAGAUAUUAAAAUGGUCAAUGAAAUUUCUUAUUACAAUCGUUGUAUUAUAAAAAUUCAUACUUUUGUACAUGAAAAAGAAUUAAUUCUUAUCAGUAUGGCUACUGAUGGAUUUAUUAAUCUGUGGUCGGUUAAUUCAAUGAUUGAAGAAAGUUUGAAUGAUAAGAGUACUAAAGAGCCAUUUAAACUCUGGAUUUCACACCAGUCUGGUAUUAAUAGUUAUGACUUUUGUGUAAAAUUUUAUGGAGAAAAUAACUUUGCAAGCGUUGCAAUAGACCAGCGAAUAGUAAUGUACCAUUACUCAUUCAACAAGUCAAUUUUAUCAGUAACUCCAUUGAUUAAAUUAAUAAAAUUAACUUCCGUGGCUGACGUACACGGCUUAACAUUCUUAUCAAAUAACAGUAACAACAAACAAUUGGGUUGUGUUUACGGGCAAGGAAUAGAAGUUAUACAAUUCGAUGAAUAA
Molecule: messenger RNA, 2889 nt
Organism: Cotesia congregata
Lineage: Eukaryota; Metazoa; Arthropoda; Insecta; Hymenoptera; Braconidae
Source: the annotation of a GenBank genome assembly